GCAUCGUUAGGGCUACUUUCCAUUUCUCUCUUCGCGGCUUCCUCCGUUUUUCACGCCCUCUGCGGAUCGCCUCUCCUCGUUGGCGUAUUCUUUUCAUUUGCAUAACCAAAAGGCUUUGCCAUUAUUCUUUUCACUUCUUUUGCUAUCAUCAUAGAACAAUCGAACUAUCACUAUUCAAUGUCGGCUAUCAAUCUUCCAACAUCUUGCCUGAUUAAAAGUGCUACACCAAGGAGAUCCUGUGCCCUUGUGCAGAGGCCAUCUUCUUUGCGUUCUGUUAGGAGUGUAUCCCGGGCAUUUGGAUUGAAGUCUUCUUCAUUCAAAGUGACAGCAAUGGCUACUACUUACAAAGUGAAAUUGAUUGGACCAAACGGUGAAGAGAAUGAGUUUGAGGCCCCUGAUGAUGCUUACAUUCUGGACUCAGCUGAGGAUGCUGGAUUGGAUCUACCUUACUCUUGCAGGGCUGGAGCUUGCUCUACUUGCGCCGGUCAAGUUGUUUCUGGGACAGUGGACCAAUCAGAUGGAUCGUUCUUGGACGACAAUCAAAUGGAGAAGGGUUAUGUCCUGACCUGCGUUGCAUACCCACAAUCCGACUGUGUCAUCCACACGCACAAGGAAGGUGAUUUGUACUGAUUUCUUUGUUUAUGUGUAUUUUUAUCGUUCAAGUCUGAUUGAAAUUCAAUCAUGCCAAGACUACAAUAACUGUGCUCGUGUACUAAUGCGAAUUUUAUGUCACCGGUUUUGCAAAAUUGAACAUUAUUCAUUUAUAAUGAUCUUUUAAGUUUCCA
Messenger RNA from Cucurbita moschata (crookneck pumpkin), 785 nucleotides. RefSeq names its product ferredoxin, root R-B2-like. Bases 178 to 630 code for a protein of 150 amino acids. The record is from RefSeq and is a predicted model, not a curated record. Gene Ontology annotation, biological process: electron transport chain. Lineage: Eukaryota; Viridiplantae; Streptophyta; Magnoliopsida; Cucurbitales; Cucurbitaceae. Gene Ontology annotation, molecular function: 2 iron, 2 sulfur cluster binding; electron transfer activity. The transcript has 3 exons. Gene Ontology annotation, cellular component: plastid.